Messenger RNA from Lineus longissimus, 2455 nucleotides. RefSeq lists its product as uncharacterized. The record is from RefSeq and is a predicted model, not a curated record. The transcript has 7 exons. Bases 108 to 1646 code for a protein of 512 amino acids. Lineage: Eukaryota; Metazoa; Nemertea; Pilidiophora; Heteronemertea; Lineidae.
UUUCGAGGAAAAACCUCGGACAAAAGCCGUAACGACACUUUAUAUUUAUAUAAAAGAUUGAAAUAGUGGUACAUGGACUAACGAUACCCGAGUUCAAUACAUUCAAAAUGGCGGCAUGUACCGACGGCGACGAGAUAUGUGAACAUGAGCUUGCUGCUGACUUCAUUCCAAACUCCGCAUCCCGCUGGAAACGGUGCCAUGCUGAAAAACUGAACAUCUAUUGUGUACCUAUUCACAAGUCGCAGUACUACAUGAAUCCCCUUGACGGCGUGGUCGAUCAGCAGGUCCAGAAGUCUGCUGCCGGCUUUUCUGCCACUGAUCGGAAAUUUAGGUCUAAGUGUAGACGUAGGCCUAGUGCCACUGCCAGAAGUACUAGUACAUCUGCAUCUAAUAGGUCUACAUCUACCAGUGAACUACAGAAAUCCUUACACUCGCGAUCACAGCAGCAGGCAGAAUCGGCUCUGCCUGUGGCACUGACUGCAGAGACAGACUCAUUGCGAUUGACACCAUUGCCAACGGCGGCAGAGUUGCACAUCAAAGAAAACAAAAGAUUCAUCCGUGUCCAGUAUGAAUAUGAUUACAAAAGCCUUCUGCGAGACAUGAUAAAGCCGCACCUUGAUCCAGACAAGUGUGACAAGUGGUGGGCAAAAUUUGAACUCGAAGUGGUGCGAAGGUACAACAUUAUGGAAAUUGUCGAUAGAAACUUAACCCAGCCAGAUAUUGAUGAGGAGAUGUCCUUGGCAUUUUCGGAAUCAUUCAUGGCUCGAACCCCAAGCUCGGGCAAUGGAGCAGGUAAGCAUGAAUGCCAAGACCCAAGUAAGAAAAUUCUGGAAGAUCUUUUGAAAGAUGUACAAGAGGAAGAGGAUAGAGUAAAAUUUCUACGUCAGAACACAUUGGCUGACCAAUCUAUGGACACUGCAUGGAGAACUCCUGUUUCCAGGGCAUUCGACUUCCUUGAUUUCCGUCUCACUAUGUUCUGCUUGCAUUUCUUGGAAGCUCUUGACAGUUUGAUAGAGAACCAUGUUAAUGGCUUGCCCAGUGAUGAACAUUGCUUUGAAAAUCUUUUUCAAACAUUUGCAAGAAUAUUCUUCUUGGAAUUGAGAAUAGCCUCAAAGCGCUCCAUGAAUUUAUUUGGUGAGAAUGUGUCAUCCAUCCCUAACCUGCGUUGUGAGGUUUUACAUGGUCAUCGGCUGCAAGGAGGACUGGUCAUCACAGUUGCUGAGGUAAAACCGCAUGUGAAAGAGUCACAACCUAUUUCCAGCUACAAUCUGCCUUCAGGAGGCCCAAGUGAGGAAUCCUUUGAAAACCCUGAUGAUUUUGACUUACCAGAUGAAGUAUUUGGUCAACAUGCUGCAGAGCUUCUUGUUGAGCUUCCAUACACAGCACUAACUCGUUUUGGCAACAAGGAAUGCAUUUUUGGUAUGAUUAUUCAGUGCACAAAGGUUCGUCUGACCUGUCUACAUAUGUCUGAUGAGCACCUACAGAUGUUACAGGAAAGUGAGCCCAUAGAGCUGAAUGCAGACGAUAAGGCUAAAAUACAUUAUUCUAGACCGUAUGAUAUAUUGAAUAGGGAGGACCGAAAACAUCUGGCAUACAUUCUGCUACUGUUUGCUUAUUUAACUGAUAAUGAUGUAUUUUUGAAGUAGGAAAUGGAAUGGACUUCUUGUUCAUGUAGCUCCAUGCAUUUCUAUAACCUAUGUGACGGCCGAAAUACUCGUCACACAAGGAGACAUGGACAGGAUAACGUAAUGAAAAGACAGAAGUGAACACGUCGAAUCCUCAAUGGCAAAUGCGCAGAUUCAAACGAACCUACGCCCUUUAUUGAACACAAAGAAAAUAUCAAGGGCCACGAGCCCUGAUUGGACAUGCGGGACAACAAAUAGGCCUAGCUACAAGUUGUAUUAUACCUCAGCGAAUGUGCAUGCGGUGUGAAAGGAGAAUUAGUCCCGGAAUCUAUGACAACCUGUGCAAAUACAGUUUUCUCAUGUUCUUACAGUUCAGCAGACAAGAGUAAAGUCUUUAGGCCAUUAUAACCAAGGGCCUUACAAACGUGAGAAAACUAUAUAUUGUAGUUUCAGAAAAUUAAGACCACGUCAUCAUCAGCCUUAUGUUGCCCUUGUCAUAAGGUACUGAAUAGAUACAAAAAGACUACAGCCCAGGUGAUCAUUUCUGAAGGCUAUUGACAGAUAGGCCUGGCUCUGUAGAAGUCACCUAUUGGCUAUCUCCAUUGAAAAUAUUGAAACAUACGCAUAAAUGGCUUUAAUUAGCCAAACUUGGGUAUCAUGAUGAUUGACUUCAGUUCAUAAACUUGCACAAAAGUCACCAUUUCCUUCUAAAAUGUUGUCUGUAUCGAAAUUCUUUUCAACUUAUUUUGAGCAAUUUAGAGCAAUUUUUGGGCGUCUGCCCUUAAACUAUUCCAGUCGGAAGUUGUACGGAUGAUGAAAGAUUUCCUGUA